Triticum aestivum (bread wheat) is the source of this 1370-nucleotide messenger RNA. RefSeq names its product F-box protein SKIP28. The record is from RefSeq and is a predicted model, not a curated record. Bases 89 to 1045 code for a protein of 318 amino acids. Gene Ontology annotation, cellular component: cytoplasm. Lineage: Eukaryota; Viridiplantae; Streptophyta; Magnoliopsida; Poales; Poaceae. The transcript has 4 exons.
CUCACAUUUGAUUUCCUCUUCUGCCGGUGUUUCCUCCUCAUCCUGUCACGGCAGCCAGUCAGUCAGUGAAGUGACCACAGACCACACAAUGCUUCCGACGACGGCGACCGCCUCAACGCCCCCGCCGCCACCGGCCCCGCCGCCUGGCGAGCCGCACGCGGCCCUCUUCCUCGCCCUGGGCUACAUGCGGCUGCCUGAGCUGCUAGCCUGCUGGCGCGUAUGCCGCCUCCUCGGCGAGGCCGUCGCGGGGGAUCCCCUCCUGUGGCGUCGCCUCGCGGUAGAGCCGCCGCUCAGCGGCCGGGUGACCGACCAAGUCCUCCUCAAGUUGACUGCGAGGGCGGAUGGGACGCUGCGGUCUCUCCGCCUUUUCGGGUGCCUCCACGUUUCCGACGCCGGCCUGCUUCGCGUCGUCGAGCACAAUCCCCGCGUCACCGAGAUUUAUGUGCCUGCAUGUACAGGCUUGACUGGUGAUGGGGUGGUCAAAAUUGUUCAGCUUCUGCACGAACGCAAGGGAAAUAUAAGUCGUCUCCGACUUGAUGGUAUUAGCGGGAUGAGUAAGCAUCAUCUUGAUAUUAUCAUGUCUCUCAUGUGCAAAGGUAACCCACAAGGGCAACAAGAUAGAAGCCCACUUUUUUACAACCAUAGAGCCCGUGAAGCGCUGAACACCAAUGAUGAACGCCCUAUUGAUGUUGAUGUUUGCCCUGUGUGUGCGAACGUCAGGCCUGUGUUUGAUUGUACGAGGGAUGACUGUAGGAAAGUGAGGGACAGCUUGUGGCGGUGCCGAGGCUGCUACUUCUGCUUUCCUAGAUGCGAAAAAUGUGGUGGCUGUAUCAGUCCGGAGGAUAUAGUCGAGGCUGAUCUUGCUUGUUCAGAUCUUAUGUGUUUGGAUUGUUGGCUUACGGUCCCUAAAUGCAGCACAUGCAAUCGGCCUUACUGUGAGAGGCAUGCAAAUUUGAUGGUCUCCUUGUCGAUGGCUGGCCAGUUUUCAUGCCAGCGUUGCAAGGAGCUCGAUGCAUCGCACGAGAAUCAGGAAGAUAACUAUUAGAAGUGAGCCUUCCACCCCUCUUCUGUAACUGCAAAUACUUGAGCUCGUGUGCACAGUAAGAGGCAUGGCGGCAAAGAAGGAGCUUGCCGGGGAGGAGGCGGAGGCCUUGGGGCAUGGUUGGGGUGCAGGCGGAGCGAGAGGAAGCUGCAGGGGAGCUCGGGGUGCUCGUGCAUUAGCUGCCCGCAUGGCCAGUGGCGGCGAUCGCUGGAGCUCGGCACGGUGGUUGGGAAGAACGGACGACGCCAAUGCCUGCAGGAUACCAACGCGAACCCACCGUGGGAGUCGACAAGGAGAACCGGAGCUUGUCGAAGAUGAAGGAGAACCG